This is a messenger RNA of Mobula hypostoma (lesser devil ray), 5801 nucleotides long. RefSeq lists its product as uncharacterized. NCBI's taxonomy places the organism in Eukaryota, Metazoa, Chordata, Chondrichthyes, Myliobatiformes, Myliobatidae. The coding region runs from base 640 to 1929 and encodes 429 amino acids. The record is from RefSeq and is a predicted model, not a curated record. The transcript has 11 exons.
ACUCUUCUCGCAGCCUCGCAGGAUCACAGCGCUAGACGGCAGUCAGGACUUCAAAUGAACUUCGUACCAAUAGGCUCAAGAACGGCUCAUUAAAACCGUUUGAAUGGUUGGUUCCCUAGUCUGAUAAAUUGGUGUGGGCUCUAUCCACUACGUAACUGUGGAGGCGGGAGAGCCCAGUUGUGAUAAUGGUGAAAAUAGGGUGCGUAUCUACUCUUACAGCAGUAUAUUUAAAAUGAAUGGAUAUUAACCACGGCUGGGCGCACGAUGGCGCAUCUCAGGAUGUGCAGCCCCUGACUGCUGCUGUGACUCAUCUGAACGGUUCAUUUAGAGUUGGACCAUGCAAUCGGUCAGAGCUUCAGUAUCGUUCAGUGGAGGGACCGCUAUGGAAUUUUGGGAGGGCUGCACUCCGUUCAAAAGCCAUUCCGAAAGCGUGCGACAUAACUAAAGUUAUUUCACUCUGGUUCUUGCGGUUCUUGCAGAGUUCCUGCCGCUGCAGCAAAUCAGUCUGAAGAGUGCGAACUGCAUCGUCCGUAAAGCAAAGUUGUCAAUGCAUUAACUUCUAAACCCCCGCAAAAAGAGGAAGUGUUUUGCAGUGGCUGACCCUUCAGAAAAUAACAACUGCUGUAACCAGUGGGAAACAUGUACUGUUUUAUUCGUUUGAUCAUCUUGGAGAAUUUUAUCACUUCAAUACAGGGGGCAAACGUAACACGUAACGCUUCACCAGGCAGUUCGGUGACAUUUCCUGGAAUGGAUGAGAAUGAAAUGAGAAUUACUCAAGUAAUUCAUUGGGAAAAAGUGCCAGAACACCCCGGGAAUGUGACCUCCAUGGAUCCAUUUCUCAUGUUUCAUGUGGGAGCAAAGAAACCUGCCUUAAUAAAAAAAUACUUGGGACGCAUCGACUUUUCCCCAUCCAAUGGAUCACUUGUAUUCAGGAAUCUGACUUACGCAGAUGCUGGUUGUUAUAGACUUUCCAUCAAUCUACGAACAAGUACUAUUCACUAUGUUUGCUUGAAUAUAAUAGAUGAACUGUCCAAACCUUCCAUCUGGAUCAACAGCAGCUCUCUGCAUUCCCCCAUCCAGCUCAGCUGUAAUGUUGAUGGAGAUUCUCUGAGCUACCAAUGGCGGAAAGAUGGAAAGGAGGUCUCCCAGGAUCAGCUGAUGGACGGUAACAAAAGCCUUGUUAUCCGGAGCGCUUCCAGAAGUGACUGUGGAACUUACACCUGUAAUGUCACCAACCCUGUCAGCACUGUCCGGGCAUACUACUCGCUAACUAUUCACGGUCUUCCUCUGGUGGAGACCGUCAUCGUGGCCACAUCAAUUAUCGGAAUAAUAUUUUCUGCUGUGGCAUUUUUUGGUUUGCUGCUACUGUGCUGCUUUGGGACAGAAAUGAGAAGAGGUUCACUGAGGCAGCCCAAAUACUUGUUUUUGCUCCUGUUUAUCUGUAACACUCUGUCUCUUGUUGUUAUCUCCAUUGCCCUCAUUUCCUGGAUUGCAAUAAAAGGAGCUAGCUCUGCACCUGUGGCAGCCCUAUUCAUUGUGGUUGUCCUGCUGCCUUUGAAUGGGUGCCUGACCAUCAUCAUUUGGAAUCUGGGCUGCCAGUGUAUCAGAAAGUUCUUAGACUGCACAGGUUUACGAGCUUCAAUUGACUUGGGUUGCAUCAUGAGUUCCAUCCUUGUGAUCGCUAUUUCCAUCGUUAUCCUCGCUGAGGAGAUUCAGCAAAGCAAUCAAGGCUGUCAUGUGUCAUAUCUAACCUGGAGCACUGUGGCCCCAUUGAUCAUAGUUGCUGCGAUAAUCUUCUUUUCAUUCUUAAUAGUAUGGAAGAGAGAUAGCAGUUCAAGCAGUGAAUCCAACGAUCAAGAAGUACAACCGGAAAUGAUAAGAAUGAAUCCGCUACCUCAAGGGCCAUCUGAGAAUGGAGGCGAUCAAUGAUAUUUAUUUGCUGUCUUCCAAUAACCUCCAUCAAUCGCACAGCCACGCAUGUCAUGAUGCAUGCUGGCAAUGUUGGAACCCAAGUUGUGGAGGGAAACCAGACGCCAAUGGUGACCAGAUUUUAUUCACAAUAAUUCCAACAGAGCAUCAGAGGCUCGGCUGAGUGACCCCAUGAGACACAACACAACAUUCUCAAAACUAGAACCCCACCAUUAGUCCCAAUUGGGCAUCUGCUUCGAUAAUACGAGUGACAUGCAAUCCCCGAACCUGUCAAAACAAACUUGACAAGCUUAAACAGAAAACACUAGGACACCACGUUACAAAGAGCAAGUCACUUGAGAAAAAAAACACAAGGAAAACUAAAUGAUUAACGACUCUUGUUGAACAAUUACCAAAUUCUGUUGUCCUAAAAACCUCAGAGCCAUACGCUCUCUAGUUCCCUGCACAGGCCCAAAGAGCUUGUUACAACGCAUUGUCUAGAGGAACCCAGCAUGUUAAGCUGCAUUGGCAGAACUGGUGAUGGUUUUGGGUCUUUCUUAAAGAUCCCAUGGUAUUUCACAGCACUACUCCCACCAGAGCCAAAAUACUUGAAAUCAGAUGUACACACUAUUUUCUAUCUCCUGCACACUUCCAGCUGAGAACACUUUCUGCAACUAUGGUUAGUGUGACACUAUUGCAAUGGCAGUGAUCCGGGUUCAAUUCCCACCUCUAAGGUGCCUGUACAGACUUCCCGUGACUGCAUGGUUUCCUCUAGGUGCUUUGGUUUCUUCCCACUUUCCAAAGGUACUUGGGUUGGUAGGUUGUUUGGUCCCAUGAAGCUAAUACGGCUCAUUAGAAAGAUGGCGGGCUCUUUGCACCAUCGUCUUCUGGUAACAAGGUGAUGCAUUCAGAUGCAGCAGCCUGUUCAGUGACGAACAAAGGUGCUUUUGUCUUUUUUUAAAAUGUCUUCUUUACGAUUGUGAGACAAUGCUGGAAUUAAGAACUUCACAUACUACAUGUCUAUCCCAUCAGCGAGCAGCUCAGCAGUGGUGGACGGAUAUUCGGUGCAAAGAAAAGGUAAUUAACAAAUGGACAUCCUGAUUGGAUCAUAGAGACAAGAGAAAUCAGCAGACAAUUCUGAUAUGUCUGUACUUGGUCCCUUCCACUACCAUGAUGAGGCCUAACUCAGGAUGGAGAAGCAACACAUUCUAUCUAGGUAACCUCCCAUCUGAUACCACGAACAUUGAUUUCUCCAUCACCCAGUCACUGCUCCCCCCCAGCCUACGCUCUUUUUCCAUUCCCCAUUCUGGUUAUCCCCUCAGCCCUUUCUCCACACCUGUCCUUCACCUCCCUCUGGUUCUCCUCCUCCUUCCCCCUCUCCAUAGUCCACUUCUCAUUUCUCACCUUCUCUCUUUGUUCCCACUCCCCCACCCACCUUCUCUCUUACUUUAUCAACUGCCAGCUUGUACUCCUUUUCCUCCCUGCUUCUUAUUCUGGCUUCUGUCCCUUCCCUUCCAGUUCUGAUGAAGGGCCUUGGCCCAAAUUGUCAGCUGUUUAUUCUCCUCCAUAGAUGCUGCCUGACCUGCUGAGUUCCUCCGGCGUUUUGUGUGUGUUGCAGUGGAUUUCCGACAUCUGCAAAAUCUCUGGUGUUUGUGUAUCAUUAUUAAAAACUCACUUAUGUUAUUGAGGGAUAACCUCUGGUUAUCAACGAGGUCAGCCAAUGCAAGUAAAUGAUUUCUCGAGUUUAAGGGCACAUGGGUGCUUUCACAGGUCUUGGAGGACUGGGAAGCCUCCCUGACAUUGUGUGGAAUCUGCCAAUUCAUACAUCAUUCCAUUCCCUCCUCACCGGAAGAGACAUGAUAUGGAACCUGUUAUUCAUUCAACACUCCAUUCCCUCCUCACUGGAGGAGAUGCACAUUCAUAACACUGAACUACUUUGCCAGAAAAUUCUGAGCCAAUAAUUGUUCCCACAUCAAAACUGGCUUUGUGGAACACCCCACAACAUUAUCACCCACUAGACAUACCUGAUAUCAAUGGUUCAGUAGUUCCAUUUAAUAUCAGAGAAUGUAUACGGUAUGCAUCCUGAAAUUCUUGCUCUUUGUAGACGUCCACAAAAUGGCAGGGAAAAAAAAUCCAAAAAAUGAAUGACAGAAAAUCGUUACAUCCCCAAAUCCCCCAUUUCCUUCUCCCACACACAAGUAGCAGCAAAGCAUUAACCCUCCCCUGAGAUAAAAGCAGAGACUGGUAAAAUCUCCCUAUGGGUCAGGCAGCACCUGUGGAGGGAGAAACAGGCAAUGCCAAUGGCAUGAGCUCUGAGUUUUUUUUUAAAUGCAGAGAAUCUGGCUGACCUUGUACAUUUCCCAACUUACUCUGAAGCCAGUCAGAAUUAGAUUUGAUCCACAAUGGCUCAGGUUUUACUGAUGCAUUGAACGGGUUUUUGAAUGUUUGAGCACUUCCAAUUGAUUCCUUAACUUCUAUACAAACAGUAUUAAAUGUCAUUAAAUUAGUUAAUAGAGCUGGAUUACAUAGCGGCUCAACUACAUUACCUAAGUAGUAGGGCUUAUCGACACUUCCACUUACUAAUUCUCCUCUCCAGGCUCCCAUCCCUACUUUAUAUCCUCUCAUCACUUUAUGUAAAGACACUCCUGUGCCUAGAAACACAGUCAAUCUAGAUAUAAUAAGCUAGCUUAUGUUUUUAUAUUUAUUGUGUGUUUUUAUUAUUGUGUUCUUUAUCUUAUUGUUUUUUGUACUGUAUUGGAUCUGGAGUAACAAUAAUUCUGAUCACCUUAACAUUUCUGUACUGGAAGUGACAAAACAGUCUUGAAUCUUGAACUAUUAACACACACACACACACACACACACACACACACACACAAUGCUGGAAGAAAUCAGCAAGUCAGGCAGCAUCUAUGGAAAGGAAUAAAGAGUAGACAUUUUGGGCUGAGACCCUUCAUCAGGACUCGAAAGAAAUAGGGGAGAUUCUAGAAUAAGAUGGUAGGAGGGGAAGGAGUACAAGGUGAGACGGGGUAAAGCCAUGUUUGGAGGGGAACGUGGUUGUGUGGAGAAGGGCGGGGGUGUGAAGUGAAAAGCUGGGAGGUGAUAGGUGGAAAAGGUCAAGGGCUGAAGAACAAGGAAUCUGAUAGGAGAGGAGAGUGGACCAUUGGAGGAAGGGAAGGAGAUGGAGCAGAGGGAAGAGAAGAGGAGCUGUGAGAGGGAAGCCAAAAUGGGAAUGGAAGAUGAGAAAAGGUGGGGGGAGGGGGGGGAAAAGAAAUUACCAGAGUUUGAGAAAUCAAUGUUCAUGUUGUCAAGUUGAAGGCUAUGCAGACAGAAUAUGAAGUGUUGCUCCUCCAAACUCAGUGAGGCACAGAUGGCACUCCAACCCCAGGACGGGCAGCCUCUGGGCUUCCGACCUCUAGGCCAUGGUCCCAGACUUGCACACAUUGAGCCUUUGAACCUCCAAACUUGCUGAGCUCAGAGUUUAUAAUCAUUGUACCUCAUAACUGUAUAUUCUGCUCUGGUUCCCUUACACAUUCCGAAGGUGGGUUGAAACCAAACAUCAAGUGCCAUUUUGUCUGCCAGAAAUUUAUUGGCCCUCCAGCACAGCGAGAUGUCUGUGGAGGGAAUGCUGCAGAAGUAUGUAUUGAGGGAUACAAUGAAACUCAACACAGACAAGGAGCAGAGGCUCUAUGGGGAAAGGUUCUGCUGCCACCAGACAUUGAGGUACUGAGUCCUGUGUAGCAGCUGUUCAUACACUUGAAGGGCGUUUUAUGUGACCGCUGUGAACAGUGGAUUUUGGAGAAAGCUGUGCCCUUGUUAUGAAGUGCAUUUUUCUCAAAAAUUCAAAGUUUAGCAGUUAUUGCAUUAUACUUUUUUUUAAUACUUUGUAAUAAAAC